AGAUCGAUCGGGGAACAUCAAGUCUACGAUGGUAUCAAUUCACGGUGUAUUUAAUUCAAUUUAUCAAUAAGGAAUGGUGGAUCAAAUCAUCAAUUUGAAGAAAAUAGACUGAAUGGGCGUUAGCGUUAGCCACAACGGACGGUCGCCCAGGGUUUUUUGCGCAAUAUUCUUCAUUGGUUUUUAGCAAUGGAAAAAUAAAUUUUUCCCCGUUAUUGUGGCAGCAUUGCACUUUGCUGCUCAAGUGUUUUGAACUGUUUUGUGUGUGCGGGAUGGCGCACGUGUUUGAUGAACUUGUGUUAGGUUAAGGUGUCUGCAUGCUGCUUUAGUUUGGGUGUUGUCGGUGUAAGAUAAUUUUUGUAAUAUUGUACUUCAGAAAGUGAAUUAAACAGAUCCGUUUCGAAGAAUGGGGCGACGAGGAAGUAAGAAAGGAAGAUGCAGGAAAAGGAAUAAGGCCACUGCUGAUCCCAAUAAUGUUGAACCUGAGGAAGUGAAAAGAGCACCUCACUCAUUUGUAUUUCAUCGAGGUCUGGCUGGACCAUAUGUUCUGGAACUAGUACGAGAUUUUAGAAAGGUUAUGGAACCGUACACAGCAUCAUCUUUGAAAGUUAUGAAGAAGAAUUCUUUUAAAGACUUCGUGUCAGUUGCUGGUUUUCUGCACGUCACUCACUUCUGUAUGUUUACUCGCACUGACCUGGGUGUAUAUUUGAGAAUUGCCCGUAUUCCUCGAGGUCCAACAUUAAGUUUCAGAGUGCAUAAUUAUACUUUGGCUAGAGAUGUCAUUUCUGCGAUGAAGAAACAAUACGUCUUUAGCAAACAAUUUGAUCAUCAUCCUUUGGUUGUUCUCAAUGGAUUUUCUGGAGAAGGAAUGCAUAUAAAACUAUUGGCUACAACUUUCCAAAAUAUGUUUCCGUCAAUCAACUUAAUUAAGGUAGAUCUGAGCCAAGUGCGACGUUGUGUACUUCUGAAUUAUGAUUCUUCUAAAAACUUAGUUGAUUUUCGGCACUUUGCUAUUAAAGUUGUGCCUACUGGAAUAUCCAAAAGUGUGAAGAAAAUCGUACAAAGCAAAGUCCCAAACCUCAGCCAUUACCAGGAAAUAUCUCAGUUUUUGACAAACCCUACACAAUUGUCUGAAAGUGAAGCUGAGGACGAUCCCAACAGUCAUGUUGUUUUACCACAAAAACUAGCUUCUCGUGGUAACACAGCUUCCAGUACCUCAGCUAUUCGUGUUGUUGAAUUAGGUCCAAGAUUAACUCUUGAGCUGUUAAAAGUUGAAGCAGACCUUGUUGGUGGGGAGGUUCUAUACCACAGUUAUAUUGAAAAAACAGAAGAAGAAGUACAGGAAAUUCGAAAGAGACUUAAAACAAAACGUCAGUUGAAAGAGAAAAGAAAAAAGGAGCAGAAAGAAAAUAUUAAAAAGAAAGAACAGGAACGGCAAAACAUGAAAGAGAAGUCUCUUGCAGGGAUGAAAAUGAAAUUUGAAGAAAAAUCUGGGGAUAAAGAUUCGGAAAAAUCAAGAGAAAGUUAUGUGAAGAGUACAGCCAUUGAGGGUGAUGAAGAGGAGGAGGAGGAGGAUGAUGAUGCACAGUGAAUUGUUUACCACAAAUGCAAGUGGAAGCACAAAACGAAAGAAGCCCUUCUUGACACCAAUGAUGAAGAGAAAAAGAAUGAAGAAAGAAAAAAGUGAGAAUUCUGAAAAAUCAGACCACUUUAGAGGGAAAAAUAAAAUUGACAAAUUUAGAACAAAAAAUAAGGUAAUGUCAAACAUAAAACACAAAAGACCUAAGCCUAGAAAUAAGUAAUUGGAAUAUAUAUAUUAGUGUAUUUUUUAUUUGUAAAUUGAAAAAAAGACUUAAACUUUAUGGUUGUUGUUUUAUUAUCUUUAUAUUCCCUACCUAUUACUAUAUAUGAUAAGCGACAAAACUAUGUGCAAAACCACCUUUUGCAUUGUUACUAUAUACCUGACAUUGACAUUUCUUUAUUUGAGAGCGUAGGCUUCCGCAG
Messenger RNA from Gryllus bimaculatus (two-spotted cricket), 2001 nucleotides. The record is from the annotation of a GenBank genome assembly. NCBI's taxonomy places the organism in Eukaryota, Metazoa, Arthropoda, Insecta, Orthoptera, Gryllidae.